Thalassophryne amazonica is the source of this 2300-nucleotide messenger RNA. RefSeq names its product zinc finger protein 578-like. Gene Ontology annotation, biological process: regulation of transcription by RNA polymerase II. The transcript has 4 exons. The record is from RefSeq and is a predicted model, not a curated record. NCBI's taxonomy places the organism in Eukaryota, Metazoa, Chordata, Actinopteri, Batrachoidiformes, Batrachoididae. Gene Ontology annotation, molecular function: RNA polymerase II cis-regulatory region sequence-specific DNA binding; DNA-binding transcription factor activity. The coding region runs from base 28 to 1401 and encodes 457 amino acids.
UUCCUACUUUCGAGUAGCGCUGUGUUUAUGUCAGGUGGUAACGGACGGUUUUUAUUGUGUUCAGGUUUUGAUUAUUUUUUAAUUAAACACUGUAAUAAUCCAUAUCGUGGUGUUACAGUGUCGAAAAUGUCGCCUGCCGCGGGCUUCCACGCGCAGCUGGCCUCCAUCAUGGAGGUUCUGGCGAACACGGCGGUGGCGGAGAUCUGUGAGCUGGUGGACAGCGGAUACUCGGUGCUGCAGCUGGAGAUCUCCCGCAGCCGCAAAGAGAACGAGCUGCUGCGGAGAAAACUGCGCCUGCUGGAGCUCAGAGCGGCGCGCGGCUCCGCGCUGCGCUCCGCGGCCGCAGGAAGCGGCGCCGCGCAUCACCGCAGCAACGCCGCACGCGCAGGUGGAGCACCAUCAUGCAGAGUGUCCAUUCAUGAGACUCCAGGGGGCAGAGACGUAGAGUCAUCCAGCGACAGCAGUCAGAAGAGCCCACAGCCAGCAACAAAGAUGAAGGUGAAGCCUGCUGCAGUGGAGACAGUGGAGCUGAUGGAUGCGGUGAUCAAAGUGGAGGAUGACGAUGAUGAGGACGAGUCCUGGAACAAAACUGAGCAGGACAAAGAUUUUUCCUGCAACAACAGGCAGAAUGUGGAACCAGAAGCUCCGCCCACACUGACACUUCAUGAUGUUGAGGAAGGGGGCGUGUCUGGUUUGUGGGUGAGCACGGAGGUCAGCUCCAGCUCCACAUCAGUCCAAAGGGAGACGGCAGAAACCAGCACCGGGCCAGACCCGCUCGAUUAUGACUGUUUAAUGUAUGAGCCAAGCCACGAUGCCCACAUUACCCAGAAUGCUGUGCCUGAGGAUCCCAGCUGUUCCUAUGCGGUGAACACCAGUGCGAGCGUUUCGGCCGAUACGAGCAGUUUUCCUUUUGUUGUCAGUGGUGUGAGUUUGCCUGCAGUAGAACAGAGCGGCCAGAAGAGGGCGGCACUGCCCUCAGGGAAGCCUCCUGAUGGCUUCAGCAGCGCAGCCAAUCACAGCAGCGACGAUGGUGGGGGGAAGGUGUUUGUCUGCAGCCGCUGUGGGAAAACACUGGCCUGCCUCAAGAACCUUAAGACGCACAUGCGAGUUCACACAGGGGAGAAACCGUUUGGCUGCGUGCUGUGUGGAAAACGCUUCUCCGAUUCCAGCAACCUGAAACGGCACCAGAGCGUGCACACCGGCGAGAAGCGCUAUGGCUGCGUUCACUGCGGCAAGCGGUUUGCACAGUCAGGAUCACUCAAAGUGCACAUGAACGUGCACACCGACUGCAAACAGUUCAGGUGCAACUACUGCGGCAAGACCUUCAUCUCCGGGAACCACCUACGGCGCCACGUGACUGUCCACGAUGCGGACAAACACCUCCCUGCUCCCUUACAGUGACAGAGGUCAAAGGUCAAAUGUUCCACGUGGCUAACAGUGAAAACGCUGAAUAAAAACGGCAACAAAGACUUCCAUCGCCACGCAUAUCAGCAAUAUUCUAAAAAAUUUAAAAAUUCUAAUGAAGAUACAUGAAGUGGGGUAUAGGGGGCGCUACACAAUCUUGGUUUGUGAAGAGGUCUGUUAAUUAUGAGUCCAUCUUUUACGUUCUUUUAUAACAUCUUUCACGAACAUUUUACCAUUUUCGAACAAUUUCAUGCACACAGUAAUUGUUUAAAACAAAGAUGCUGGUGAGUGAUAACGCCGCCCCCUGCAGGCCAGCCCCUUCUUUUAGCCUCCCAAAGACUUGUUUAAAAGUGUGCUGGAGUUUGAAAGUUAAAGGUGAAAUGUGAAUCUUUAUAGGCCACAAUACACGCCCCUCUAAAGCUCUGUUUUGUGCAACACACGGGGGGAGGGGAAUCUUAAUUCUUGAAUGGAAAUUUAAAAAAAAUAUUGUUCAGAAAAUGUUUAUCCCCACAUCAUUUUUCUGUUUUUUUAAUAUUAGUACAUUGUAAUUUGUAAUUCUUUUCCAACAUGGCCAAUGUGGAUCUGGCUGAAUCUGCUGUGGUGACCCUGAUCAUAAGGGUACAGCUGAAAGCACAGCAACAACGGCACUUGAUGUACCAGAGGAAAACACUCGUUUUCAUCAGCUGCAUGUCAUAAAUUCAAGAGCCCCCCCUUGAUCUGUCUGAUCAGGGAUGCAUUUCCUACAAAGCCUUACCAGUUUUAGGGUUAGGUUGCCCCCACCAUUGUUGCACAAAAAUGAAACAUAUUACAUGGCCCAUGGACUAUUCUGACUUUAAAGUGAACAAUUUAAUCUGUAAACUGUUUUUUGUCUUUCUAAUAAAUAAUCAGCAGCAGCA